Molecule: messenger RNA, 1822 nt
Organism: Nannospalax galili (Upper Galilee mountains blind mole rat)
Lineage: Eukaryota; Metazoa; Chordata; Mammalia; Rodentia; Spalacidae
Gene: Tmem101
Product: transmembrane protein 101
Exons: 4
Coding region: 387-1160 (257 amino acids)
Biological process (GO): positive regulation of canonical NF-kappaB signal transduction
Source: RefSeq, a predicted model, not a curated record
UUAUCUCCAUUUCACAGAUGAGUCUAAAGUUUAGGUCACAUGCCCCAAAUCACAGGAUUGGUUUUCGGGUUAGAGUACAGGUCUAGUUACCUCCAGAUAUAUUUGCUUCCGUACAUCAAGCUAAAAUCCAGAAUUUUUGAUGUUCUGAGCCUAUGUUCCUUUAGCCUAGUUUCACAAUUUGAAAGUACAAAGGAGCUCCGAGUUCUCCACGCGCAGUGUUGGGGACUGCUAAACUCACAUAACACAUCUUUCUACGCGGAACUAGAAAGCGAGAGCCUUGUUUCCUGGCGAAGAGAAAACAGUAAGGGACCGGAAGUUGCUUGUGUCAAUCUGGGUGCUGGCCCGCCAGACCCGGUUGAGGCCGUAGCGGACUGCCCUUUCCCAAGAUGGCUUCAAAGAUUGGUUCGAGACGCUGGUUGCUGCAGCUGAUCAUGCAGCUGGGUUCGGUGCUGCUCACACGCUGCCCCUUUUGGGGCUGUUUCAGUCAGCUCAUGCUGUACGCUGAAAGGGCGGAGGCGCGCCGGAAGCCUGACAUCCCAGUGCCUUACCUCUAUUUCGACAUGGGGGCGGCUGUGCUGUGUGCUAGCUUCAUGUCCUUCGGAGUGAAGCGGCGCUGGUUUGCGCUGGGGGCCGCACUACAGCUGGCGAUUAGCACCUACGCUGCCUACAUCGGUGGCUACGUCCACUACGGGGACUGGCUGAAGGUCCGUAUGUACUCACGUACAGUUGCCAUCAUUGGUGGCUUUCUGGUGCUGGCCAGCGGGGCUGGGGAGAUGUACCGUCGGAAACCUCGAAGCCGUUCUCUGCAGUCCACUGGCCAGGUGUUUCUGGGCAUCUACCUCAUCUGUGUGGCUUACUCACUGCAACACAGCAAGGAGGACCGGCUGGCAUACCUGAACCAUCUUCCAGGAGGGGAGCUGAUGAUCCAGCUGUUCUUUGUGCUGUAUGGUGUCCUGGCCCUUGCCUUCCUGUCAGGCUACUAUGUGACCUUGGCCGCCCAGAUCCUGGCUGUAUUGCUGCCCCCGGUCGUGCUGCUCAUCGAUGGCAAUGUCUCCUACUGGCACAACACACGGCGUGUUGAGUUCUGGAAUCAGAUGAAGCUCAUUGGCGAGAGUGUGGGGAUCUUUGGGGCUGCAGUCAUCUUGGCUACUGAUGGCUGAAUUCGACAAGGAAUGGCUGAGAUGGGCACAGGGGGCCACUGAGGACUACCCUACCUUUCUCCUUGCUGACCCAGUUGCUGUUUAUUUAUGCCUCUUGGUUUGUUUGAUUUUUUUUUUUUUUAAUAGUUUUCUUCCCUAAGUUCCUGGCUCAGCCUGUGGGAAGAUGGGAGCCCUCAUGCAUUAGCCUUACAGUGUUGUUUUUUUCUUCCCUGUUUUUUAGGGGAAAGCUGAGGCUUGCUGCCCGCUGUGUGACCAGGGAGGGAAGAGUCCCUGAAAAGGGAGUAAGGCAGAGAUGGGGUACAUGUACUAAGACUGGCAUAUAGGAAGAUCUGGAAGGGAACAAAUGUGAAAAGUUCCUUCUGAACCUGGCAGAUGCAGCUAAGCUAAAAAGUGCUUUUCAGACUGGGUAUACCCAUGUAUUCACACAUGUAGGGGGGACCGUGCGGGAGAAACAGUGGCUACUUUAGAGGUCAUGUGGGUUCUUGGGAAAUGGUGGGACAGAGAGCUGUCACCCGCUGUUGAGUUCAGAGCAGGCCCUGGUCUGCUCUGGGAUAUGCUGGGAACAGCAGACUGUGGCCAGCCCGUCCACUCCCUCAUCUGUUUCCAACUCCUUGGUUGGCCUGGUUGGGUGGAGUACCCUCCCAAACACCAGACCACACAGU